Exserohilum turcica Et28A is the source of this 3564-nucleotide messenger RNA. RefSeq lists its product as uncharacterized. Lineage: Eukaryota; Fungi; Ascomycota; Dothideomycetes; Pleosporales; Pleosporaceae. The record is from RefSeq and is a predicted model, not a curated record. Gene Ontology annotation, biological process: DNA-templated transcription. Bases 1 to 3156 code for a protein of 1051 amino acids. The transcript is spliced from 13 exons. Gene Ontology annotation, molecular function: DNA binding; zinc ion binding; aldehyde dehydrogenase (NAD+) activity.
AUGGGUUUACCGGAAGAGAUUGAGACACGCCUAUUCAUCAACGGAGAGUUUGUUGAGUCGUCCAACCGCAAAACGUUUGACAUAAUAAAUCCGGCCACACUGAAGCUUGUUGCCAAGGGAUACGGACAAUGCAGUAGCAGCUGCAAAAGCGGCUUUCCUGCAUGGUCUGCCCUCUCUCCGGAUCAAAGGGGACAGUCCUUUAAGAAGCUGGCAAAGCUCAUCAGCGAGAACAACGAUGAGCUGGCUGCGUUGGAAGCGAGCUCAAUGGGUCGGCCAGUGGGUGAAUACCACGACGCACAUGCGGCGGCGGCCAAGUGGGAUCGCUACGCGGAAUGCGGAUACACUGUGCAGGGGACUACCAGCGUGCAAACCCCAGGAUACAUCAACAUGACACUGCGACAGCCGUAUGGAGUGGUGGCAGCCAUUAUUCCCUGGAAUGUGCCGCUGUUCUUCUUGGCCAGCAAGCUCGCCCCGGCGCUGAUUGUAGGAAACACGGUCGUCUUGAAAAGCUCCGAGAAGGCGCCUUUAACAUCGGCCAAAAUCGCCACAUGUGUUCAACAAGGCGGAUUUCCGCGCGGCGUCAUCAACAUCAUCACGGGGGUUGGAAAUGUGAGCGGGUCGGUCUUGAGCCACCACAUGGACGUGCGGGCCUUGUCUUUCACGGGCUCCAGCCGCACGGGGCGACUUAUCCAAGAGGCGGCGGCCAGGGCGAACCUGAAGCAAGUGUUCCUGGAGCUCGGGGGCAAGUCGCCAGCCAUUGUGUUUGAGGACGCGGACCUGGACAAGGCGGCCAAGGAGACGGCACAUAGCCCGACGAUAUUCGCCCACACGCCCGAGGAUGCGAAGAUGAUGAAGGAGGAGAUAUUCGGGCCGGUGGUCAACAUCAACGUCUUCGGCAGCGAGGACGAGGUGCUGGCCAGAGCAAACGCAACCGAGUGCCGCGGGCACGGCCUGUACGCGUCCGUGUACACCAAGGACAUUGACCGGGCCAUGCGCUUUGCAAGGGGCGUGGAGGCCGGGACGGUGGGCGUCAACUGCACGACGCCGACCACGGCCACGGACAUGCCGUUUGGCGGCUACAAGGCGUCGGGGUCGGGCCGCGAGGGCGAGCCGGUGUACUCGCACUCGCUGGACGGCUUCCUCGAGACCAAGACGGUGCUGUGCAUAGAUCCCAUCCCAGGGCCAUGUCGCUACUGCUUGCGCACAGGCGCCGUCUGCACCAUUGCCACUCCCAGGAGGAAACGGCCCUACUAUCAUGUGACGGAAGAAGAGUACCAGUGUGCCAUGCGCAUCCUCGAGCACUUCUUCCCCGGCCGUGAACUGAACCUGCACUCUCUGCGCACCAUUGCCAAGGCAAUCAAGGACGGCACUUUUGAUGCCCAGCCUGUCGAGCACACGGAUUCGCUCUUUGCCACGGAUGCCCCCGAGCUCCACCAUGGCGACGGCCUCGGUCAUGGCGACGAGCAAGACGUCCACGAGCUGCACACGCUGCUGGGCUCCAUGAUGAAGGACUCGCGGGGCGAGUUCCGCUACGUGGGCACUCACAGCGAGAUACCCUUCAAUGCCGCCGUAGCAACCCUGGGCAUGCAGAGAAAGGACCCGUCCAUCAUCCCCACGCCAAGAGUAGGCGCCUACCCCCCUACGCUGGCGGCUACAUCGCCUUCUACCGACUCGGGUGGUGAAGAAGUCUACUAUCUGCCCAACCGUGAACUCUGUGACAUUUACGUUUCCCGCUUUCUCGAAGACGUGCAUUGCACCCACUGGCUGUACCCUGUCGAAUCAUUAUUGCGCCGUGUCGAGAGCACCUAUUCUGAAUCCUCGUACUCUUCCACAAGCUCAUGGAUGUGCUCUCUAUACACAAUCUUCGCCAUUGGAGCUGCCAACUAUGUGGGACACCACGGCAGCUCGCCACCCCCAGACUGGCCCGCAGCGACAGACACCAAGACAUCCGAGGACUAUCUCGCCCUUGCCAAACAACUAAUCCCAGCCGUGUACGACCAGGCUGACAUCGACAGCAUACGUGCAAUGACCAUUAUGUCUCUCGCAAUGGAGAACCUUUGCUCCAGAGUCAGUGCUUACCUGUACAUGGGGGCUAGUGUACAAAUGGCCUUUUCGCUGGGUUUGCAUCGAGACCAGGUUCCUGAAUCAGCUACGCCGUUUGACCGUGAGCAAAACCGCAGGAUUUGGUGGACGCUGUUUCAACUCGACCAAGAAAUCUCUUCACGAGGUGGCAGCCCGACCAUCAUAGACGAGCGUUUCACAAAGGUUACUACGCCUAUGCCAUCUGAGCAGAUACUAUAUCCAGGCCUGCACACGCCCCUUUCAUGGGUGGCUACGUCGGUAUCUCUCUGUCGCCUGAGGCGCGAAAUUGUCCAACAAAUCUACAUGGACCGUGCCGCCGACUCCAUCUCCUUUUCGACCAUUUCCAACUCGCUUCUUUUGUUGCAGAAAUGGUAUCGGCAAAUGCCAGCACACUUGAAGUAUGAUGUCCCUGCGCCCCCAACUUACAGGCGCGCGGUUGCUGUGCUACACCUGCAAUACUGGAGUACUACAAUUCUCUUGACAAGGCCCUUCUUUCUCUAUCUCGUCAUCAAAUACAGCGCGCUUGCCUCGAGCAAAAAGAUCUGGUUUGAGCGCAUGGGCAAAACCUGCAUUGAUGCAGCUCAAAAAAGUACCGCAAUUCUAAAAGACAUGGCCAGCAGUGGCACUCUUUCUAGUCUGAUUGCCUUUGACAGCACUUGCAUCCUACGGUUGAUCAUAAUAUUCAUUCUGGCCUAUGCCCACACGAGGCUACCACAAUACAACGAGCACAUCCAGAGCUUGAUUGAUCUCAUCCGUGGAAUGGAACAGAUUGGCUUCACCAAGAUGGUGGCGGAAGAAACGCCUGUUCGUCUCGCAGAUUUGGGAAUACCAGAGUUCGUGCACAGAAAUGAAACUAACCAUGCGCCUGCUCCACUGGAUGAUGCAGCAGUUAGCCAACUCUGGAGCAAUUGGGAUCCAAAUUUUAUGACUCCAUUGCAAAUGCAGCAGAGUCUCGACGUAACAUUCGAUGACUCUGGUGCUUUCGAUAUCAACUCGGAGAUUUUAGCGUUUACCAGCCUGGAUGAGUCCAUCGUCAUUGAUCCAUCAUACGCAUACAUGCCCUACGGCACAUAGUAAUUCACAGGUUAAAACCAGGCAUAUCAAACAUUCCGUUGAUCUAAGACUGUUUCGGUCACUACCAAAUAACCGAUGGGAGGCCCGUAAAUGAAAAGGAGUUAGCAUGCGCCUUUCCAAAGAGCCACUGCGCUUCCAAUCGAACAUCAAUACGCCUACGGUGCAUAUCGUGGUGCCGUUUUGAUCAAAGAAGCCGAGGUUUGAGCAUCAACCAUCCCAGGGGAAAGAGUGCUGGAAGGGACGGGGUUCAUGUGGCAUAGCGCAUCAUAAGCAACUACAUUUUGUAUUUUAAACGCAGCAGCGGCGUAAUUUUUUGUGACAAGAUACCCCAUAGGAGGGAGCACAUGGGCGUUGCAUGUCGCCAUCGUAUCAAGUAAUUGUCAAGGUAAAUGAAUCAAAUCAAUCCAU